Oenanthe melanoleuca is the source of this 4202-nucleotide messenger RNA. It is a transcript of the gene GCC1, whose product is annotated as GRIP and coiled-coil domain containing 1. Gene Ontology annotation, cellular component: Golgi apparatus. The record is from RefSeq and is a predicted model, not a curated record. NCBI's taxonomy places the organism in Eukaryota, Metazoa, Chordata, Aves, Passeriformes, Muscicapidae. Bases 57 to 2132 code for a protein of 691 amino acids. The transcript is spliced from 3 exons.
GCCGGCGGCUUCCGGCGGAAGUGGCGGCGCGGCGGAACCGGCCGAGCUCCCCCGCCAUGGAGAAGUUCGGGAUGAGCUUCGGGGGCGGCCCCAGCAGGAAGGAGCUGCUGGAGACCAUCGAGACGCAGAAGCAGCAGCUGCUGCGCUUCCAGGCGCGCCUCAAGGACGUGGUGUGCGCCUACAAGAGCCUGCUGAAGGAGAAGGAGGCGCUGGAAGCCAGCCUGAAGGUGCUGUCCGUGCCCCACGAGGGGCGCCCGGCCGCGCCCCCGCCCGCAGCCGGCGACUCCGCGGGCGAGCCCGGCGGGGACAGCGCGGGGACGGCCGGCCCGGGCGGGGGGGACGAGCAGGGCGGAGCGCAGGGGGCGGAGGAGGAGGAGGAGAGCGGCGAGGAGCCCGAGCGGCGCCUGCCGCAGCUGCGGGCGCAGCUGGCCACGCUGACGGGCGCGCUGGCCACGGUGACGCGCGAGAAGUCGCGCAUGGAGGCCUCGUACCAGGCGGAGCGGCGGCAGAUGAAGCAGGAGCUGGAGGAGGCGGCCGAGCGGCGGGAGGCCGAGCUGCGGCGGCUGCGGGAGCUGCUGGCCGAGAGCCGCGCCCGGCUGGCCGCGCAGCAGCGCGAGCGCGAGCGCGAGCAGGGCGACCACGGGCUGAUGCUGCGCGAGCUGCAGGAGCUGCUGCGCGCCGAGCGCGAGGCCCGCCAGGCCGAGCGCGCCCAGGGCUGCGAGCGGCACGGGCCGCAGCUGGGCCAGGAGCUGCAGCAGCUGCGCCGGGAGCUGCAGGCCGUGCGCGACGACGGCGCCAAGGCCGACCCGCGCGUCCAGGAGCUGCAGGAGGAGAUGGCCGGCCUCAAGAACCACUUCCAGCUGCAGCUGGUGCAGGAGAUGAAGAAGACAGCCCAGGCCGAGGAGCAGCUGCGGCAGCGCUCGCAGCGGGAGGAGCAGCGCGUGGCCGAGCUGGAGGCGCAGGUGGCCCAGGUGUCCGAGCUGCUGGGCACCUACGAGAAGGCCAAGCAGAGGGACCAGGCCACCAUCCAGAGGCUCAAGGACCGCGUCGCGCAGCUGGACCUGGAGAACAAGACCUUGGCCGUGGCCGCCUCCAGCCGCCCCCUGGACGAGGCCGCCGUGGACGAGGCCACGCUGGACGUGGCCGCGCUCAAGGAGAAGAUGGAGAAGCUGCGGAAGCUGCUGCAGGCGGCCGGGAAGGGCUCGGAGGAGCCGCGGGAGCCGGAGCCGCCCCCGGGCACCGCGGACGGGCACGGGGACAAGGCCCCGGGCGGGCACUGCCAGCAGGAGCUGCGGCAGCUCAAGGAGGAGUUCGAGCGCUACAAGGCGAGGGCGCAGCAGGUGCUGAAGAGCAAGGCCAGCAAGGACGUGGGGCUGGCCCGGGAGCUGGAGGAGGCGCGGGAGCAGCUGGCGGAGCUGCGGGACAAGCACGUGCAGCUGCAGCUGGCCACCGACGACAUGGAGAAGCAGCAGCGGCGGGAGCUGGAGGCCAAGCAGCAGGAGCUGCAGCAGCUGCAGCAGCUGCACCGGCAGGAGCUGGAGCGCUGCCAGCUGCAGUUCCGCGAGCGGGCGCUGCGGCUGGAGGAGGAGAUGCACAAGCAGCGGGACCGCGCGCUGGCCGUGCUGGCCGAGAAGGACCGCGAGCUGCAGCGGCUGCGCGCCCCCGCGCCGCCCCCCGGCCCGCAGAGCGACGCCCCCGGGCAGGAGGACUCCUCCCAGAUCCUCCCGCAGGAGCUGCAGCCCUGCCCCGGCUCCGAGCCCACCUUCUUCCUGUACGCCGAGCAGCUGGCGCGCAAGGAGGUGGAGAUCGCGGCGCUGCGCAAGCAGCGGCACCGGCUGGAGCUGCAGCUGCACCAGCAGCAGGGCCGCGCCCUGGCCCAGGAGGACAAGCACCGCGAGGAGCUGGCGGCGCUGCGGGCCGAGCUGCAGAAGAGCUGCCGGGACAGGAGCAGGGAGGGAGCCAACCUGGAGUACCUGAAGAACGUGGUGUUCCGCUUCCUGACGCUGCCCGACGCGCGCGGCCGCCAGCAGACGCUGAGCGCCAUCCUGGCCGUGCUGCACUUCAGCCCCGAGGAGCGGCUCAGCGUCGCCCAGAGCUCGGCGCACGGCUCCUGGUGGCUCGGCAGGAGGUGAGGGCUGGGCUUGGUUCCGUUCCACAGCAGCUCCUCCCUGAGCUCCUGCUCCCGGAGCUCUGCAGCGUGCCGGCUCCGGCGGCUGCUCUGUGCCAACUUCUCCAGCCCCAGAGCCUCUGCCGUGGGAAUUUGAUCCCAGUUGGGACUUGACCUGAAGAUCGUGGAAUUGAGGAUGCUGAGGUUUUUUUUAAAGGUGAUUUAAAAACAAUCCCUGCCUGUCAGGCGUGGGAUCGGGUGGAGUUCACUUGGAUCUUCAAGCUGCAGCCAGGCUGGUGACUCAGGAGAUGAAAGGGAAGGAGGGAAGCACUUUAGGUGGAGCUAAAAUAGCACCAGGCCUUGCAAGGCUCAGGAAGAUGGAGCUCACUGCAGGAAGUCUUGGGCAUUUCCCCCUCAGGUUUUUUCCCAGAGCCAAAUUUAACCAGUGGAUGCAACUCCAGGCUCACCCAGGGACUCAGGCUCUCCUUCCAUCCCAGGGAUCCUCUCUGGGUUAUCAGGGAUUCCAGGAAGGAGAAGGGAUCUCCCUGUGGAUGAUUCCUCUCCUGAGCUGCCUGGCCCUGGCUGGGAGCUGGAAGCAGAGGAAAGGCUGAAAUGAGUUUCCUGCUCCUGGUUUUUGAGGGAUCCAGGGAAGUUUGACUGCUCUGUGGUGCUGAUUUGGGAAGGAAGGGGCUGCUCCUGCUGGAGGGACAGCAGGUGACAGCUCCUGGUGACAGUGACAGCCUGGCCAGGGCUCAGGAACCUUGAGGUUCUUCCCUGAUUUCUUGGGAAUUGGUGAAAGAAGGAAACCAGGACAUCCUGAAGUGCCCUGGGGUGUUCUGUUGGCAGAGCUGCAUCCCUGGAUUUGGCCUUUCCCAGCUCUGCUCCCCUGGACCCUCCAGAGCUGCCUCCUGUGCACAGGCAGAGCCUCUCCAGGGGUUGUUUCCCUGCCUUGUGCUUGGAAUUAAAUCCUGGCUGCUAAAGCUCAGCUUCCCCAGCCCAGAGACAAGGAUAGGCCUGGAUUAACACCCCAGGGGGGCUGGAGCUGAGUCUAGAGCAGGUUUGGGGGCAGCUCCUGGUGCUGCACUGCCCGGAGAGCUUUGGGAAGGAUCCUGGGACAGGGAGCCUGGGAUAAACAUUCCUCCUGCCACAGCCACCCUGGCACUGCCAGGGACAAGGACAGGGACCCUGGGAUGCUGCAGCCACCCCUGGCACUGCCAGGGACAAGGACAGGGACCUGCAAUUCCCUCCUUCCCUCCGUGGCUCUCCUGGUGCUGCCAGCAGCCAGAUUCCCUGGAUUCCACUCUGGCCAGUGCAGCCCUUGGUGCCAAUUUCUCCUCCAAAAAAAUCCUCAGGGAAAACGUGCCCCAGGCAGAGGCUGACCCUGCUGGGAGGGGGACAGAGCUGAGCCCUUCUGGGGCUCCAUGCAGGGAUGUUCCCACUGGGAACAGGAUCCAGGUGCUGCCCUGAGGGGGGGAACUGGGUGGGAGUGGGAGAGUUUGUCCCAGGGAUGUUUGAAAGUGCUGGCUCAGCCCAGUCCCUGCUCCCAGUUUGGAAAUGUUGAAUCCAGGGGUGCCUCAGGAAUGGCUCCAACUCUUUCCCUGGAGCCAUUCCCACAACUCCAGGGGCAGGUGGAGCCUCCUCCUGCUGUGGCUUUGCUGCUCAGGCUGAGGGGAUGGAUCCCUGUUCUCCCCCUGCUCCUGCAGGGUGGAGUGGCCUGGAAUGGAUCCCAGGGGGUGGGACCCAGCAGGGAGCAGGGGGACAAGGUGGGGUCACAGCCCAGAGCAGGGAAUCUGUGUGGGAUCUGUGUGGGAUCCAGCUGGACAGGGACAGGCAGGGUCUGGCUGGGAGGACAGGGAUCCAUCCCAGUGCCCUCUGUGUUCCUGGCAGAGCAGGAUGAGGAAGCUGCUGCUGGGGAGCAUCUCCAGGAGUGCCCAGCCCAGUGUCACUGUCACCCCCCUGCAGUUCCCGGUGCCAUUCCUUCCUCUGCUCCUCCAGCCCCUCUCCCUCCUGUUCCCUCCUUCCCUCAGACCCUCCCCCACAUUCCUGCCUCCCUCCUUUCAGCCAAUAUCCCUGAAAUAAAGGUGAAUUCCCUGUU